AAUCCUGUGUGUUUAUGUGGAUGUGCUCCAGGAGAUGUUCUGAUGCAAUCUGCUGCCAGCCCUCGUCUAAGGGAAUCUGCCUAGCAUUUCAAUUUUGAUGGGGAGCCUCUUUGAAUAAUAACUGUGAAGGUUGUGAGUCAGUACAUGUGUGUGUGUGUGUGUGUGUGUGUGUGUGUUGAUUGAGGAAGAGCGAGAGAGAGAGAGAGAGAGGGGGAGAGGGUAAAAGAAAAUCUCAGUGCAUAACGCUGGCGGAAAUCAGAGCUGCAGUCUUCCUUGUGCUUUUUCUCCUGGAGUUGUUAUUUCAACCCCUGAAUUGUAUUUGAGGGAGAUUAUUUUUUUUUAAAAAAGAAGUGACACAAGUAUCCUUUCGACAUGGGUGCAGUGAUGGGCACACUCUCCUCCUUGCAGACUAAACAAAGAAGACCCUCAAAAGGUCAACUGUAUGUUAUGGAUUACAUCACCCACCAAAAUAAGUCAGACAAAAUAGAAGAUGAGUUGGAGAUGGCAACAGUUUGUUAUCGACCAGAAGGACUUGAACAGCUUGAAUCACAAACGAACUUUAACAAAAGUGAAUUACAAGUUCUAUACAGAGGAUUCAAAAAUGAAUGUCCAAGUGGAGUUGUUAAUGAAGAUACCUUUAAACAGAUAUACUCACAGUUCUUCCCUCAUGGGGAUGCCAGUAUGUAUGCACACUAUCUCUUCAAUGCAUUUGAUGCUGCACAGUCAGGAUCCGUAAAAUUUGAGGAUUUUGUUGCUGCAUUGUCAGUAUUGUUAAGAGGAACCAUUCAUGAAAAACUGAGAUGGGCAUUUAACCUCUAUGACAUAAACAAAGAUGGAAAUAUAAACAAAGAGGAAAUGAUGAAUAUAGUAAAAGCCAUAUACGAUAUGAUGGGGAAGUACACCUACCCAGUUGUUAAAGAGGAUGCUCCAAAGCAACACGUAGAAGUAUUUUUUCAGAAAAUGGACAAAAACAAAGAUGGUGUUGUAACAUUAGACGAGUUCAUUGAAUCCUGCCAAGAGGAUGACAACAUUAUGAGAUCCUUACAACUUUUUGAAAAUGUGAUGUAGCACCAUGGAGACACCUGUUAUUUAUUGUGAAUAUUAUAAAACUGAAGCCGCAAUAUGGAAGAACAAAAAAAAAAAAGUCCAGUUCUCUUGAACACAAGGGGAUUUUGGAGCUCUGCCAUUAUUAAAGUAUUUAAGAGUUUUGUAUGUAUCCUAGUGGAGAAAAAUCUCAAAAAUCCCCCUGGUAAAAAAAGUCAAUAAAACCAUUUAAAUUUUAUAUCCUUUUUCAUGCAUG
Molecule: messenger RNA, 1300 nt
Organism: Xenopus laevis (African clawed frog)
Lineage: Eukaryota; Metazoa; Chordata; Amphibia; Anura; Pipidae
Gene: kcnip2.S
Product: Kv channel interacting protein 2 S homeolog
Exons: 9
Coding region: 373-1068 (231 amino acids)
Source: RefSeq, a predicted model, not a curated record